GCCGGUAGGCCUACUGUUUGUUCUCCAGUGUUAUACACAACCACUGAAUGGCUCAACGUGAAAUGCUAAGGCCUGCUGAAUGGACAAUAAGGUUUUGGACUCCGAGGUCAAAAAUUAAAAGGAACCCACAAAAGGAGAACUUAAAAGAGGAUUUAUGUUGCAUUCUAAAGGGAAAAAGCAAGGACCCAAAAUACGGGGUUUUAUAAGCUGAAUCUCAGUGCACUGAUGCCAAACGAGAGCACAGUACAGUACAGCGCGCUAAAACUAAAAGGAGUCGAAUUUAUAGAGAAAUUUUGUCAUUGACUUAUCAAUUUUGAAUGUAUCCCAAACUUGUCGUACUGCUUGGCUCUUUAAAAUUAUAACAUCUCGAAUGAUUUAAUUAAGUUAGUAUACAAACAAAUUCGCUGACUUGACUUAAUUGGAUCUCAUUUGCGUGAGUGAAUCUGGCCAACAUUUCGACAAGUGGGUCUUAGAUCGGCCUACCUUGGAACCCAAUUGCUUACGAUGAUACAUGCAGCUAGGGAGCACAUUGACGCAAAACUACUGAAGACAUUUGCUUGAUUGUGACGUUGAAUUGGUUUCUUUCUGAUCAUUAUGGAGGUCAUUCACUCAAACUUGACCAACAGUGUUUCUCUGGAGGAAGCCCAAGAAACUGGUCAUCAGGCCUUGGUAUCGUCCCUUGCGUCAGCCCGAUUCUACAUCAGCAGCGCAAGCAUUUUCGUUGCGCUCUUCGGCAUGGGUUGCGUCAUCUCGAUCAAAGACUUCUCAGAUAGGGAUACGCAUCUUUCCAAGAGCGUCGUCAUCGGACUCACCUUCCAGUCCCUAUUCCAGCCCGUCAUCGGCUACGGGCUCGCACUCCUCCUCGACAUGUCUGCCAGCGAGGCUGUGGCUAUGAUCAUGUUGGCAUGCUCCCCGGUAUCGCCUUUGUGUGCCGUCCUCGUCUACUACGGCGACGGCGUCGUCAUUGUCGGGAUGUGUAUGGCCAUGUUCUCUACCGCCCUCUCCGUCGGACUCAUCCCGUUGUGGUUCUCCUCCUAUGCCAGUAACUGGACACAUGAGUAUUUCGUCGUCGCCAUACCCUUCAACAUUGUCAUGACCGAGUUUUUGAUAAUCAUUCCUACUGUCCUGGGUGUGCUGUACCAGAAGACCUACGGGAAACUCAAAGGAAGGCUAGUGGCCAAGAUCUGCAGCAAUGCCUUCUGGAUCGCCGCCGUCAUCACCCCUGUCCUAAAUGGCAUCACCAACCCCGAAUAUUACAUGGUCGACUGGCGCAUCUGGGUCGGAACCAUAUCGUUACCACCGAUCGGCUUUGUAUGCGGGAUCGUCUUUGCUCUCUUCGCCAGUCUCCCGUUCAAUGUCUGCUGCGCGGUCUCGCUCGCCGUCGGUAUGCCGAAUGUCUACAUCGCCAGCCAGCUCUCAGAGACGUACCUCGCCGGGAACGAAGAGACCUUGAAAGACGUGCAUGGAAUAUUGACUAUAUUUAGCCUCGUGAUGCCUCUGGAAGGCUUCAUUUGGGCGAUCACGUAUCGUAAUAUCGAGGAGAUGUUCCUAAAAAUCUCGCACAAGUGCCGCAGCUGUUCUGACGACAAUUCCGACGACGAUUCAGAUGAUGCCUGGCCGUGAUAACAGAAUAUUGUUAAUGGACGCAAAGAAACCUGGGGCCCGUUUCUCGAAACCGUGACAAGUCUAACUUCUUGACUAUUAAUAUCAGCGUUAGGCUACUUGUCCGCUAUACGUGUUUCAGGAAGCUCUCUUUGCCAAAAUCAAAUACAACUACAUCCUGACUAAGAAGUUAUGAGCUUUCGACCCCUUCAUAUUUUUGUCCUGAUCACUUUUUAGUCUACGCGGUAACUUUGGGCAGGUCUAAAACAAACUCGGCUACGCCUAGUGUGUUUAGACCAUGACCAAAGUUACAUUACAAACGAUUCCUAUCGACCCACAUAUACCUGCGCAUCAAUUGUAUACUAACAAUGGUUAUUGUAUAAUAUUAUUAGGCAUGAUUUGCUAUCUAUGUAAUACUUAUGUAGACAUGUAUAACCUCGUAUUUGUUAUAUGAAAACAGAAAUAAAAUCAAUCAAACAAACAAAACA
Strongylocentrotus purpuratus (purple sea urchin) is the source of this 2090-nucleotide messenger RNA. Its product is annotated as ileal sodium/bile acid cotransporter-like. Gene Ontology annotation, cellular component: membrane. The transcript is spliced from 5 exons. The record is from RefSeq and is a predicted model, not a curated record. Gene Ontology annotation, biological process: bile acid and bile salt transport. Gene Ontology annotation, molecular function: bile acid:sodium symporter activity. Bases 595 to 1623 code for a protein of 342 amino acids. NCBI's taxonomy places the organism in Eukaryota, Metazoa, Echinodermata, Echinoidea, Camarodonta, Strongylocentrotidae.